This is a messenger RNA of Penicillium diatomitis, 192 nucleotides long. Its product is annotated as cell wall biogenesis protein. The record is from RefSeq and is a predicted model, not a curated record. The transcript has 2 exons. Bases 1 to 192 code for a protein of 63 amino acids. NCBI's taxonomy places the organism in Eukaryota, Fungi, Ascomycota, Eurotiomycetes, Eurotiales, Aspergillaceae.
AUGACCACCACGGCAGCAACUGCUGAUACCCCCGACUAUUGUGUUGCUGAUUUCUCGUUGGUACCGCCCCAGAUCGGAUCCUCCACCAGCUCAUACGCCCAUGAACUCGCAGGCGUCCACCGCUUAGUCCGAGAAUCAGGUCUCAAGAACCAAAUGCAUCCAACAGGGACACGGAUCGGUAAGACAGCAUAG